Molecule: messenger RNA, 950 nt
Organism: Mya arenaria
Lineage: Eukaryota; Metazoa; Mollusca; Bivalvia; Myida; Myidae
Product: complement C1q-like protein 4
Exons: 2
Coding region: 234-950 (238 amino acids)
Molecular function (GO): protein binding
Source: RefSeq, a predicted model, not a curated record
AUCAAACAUUGCUUGAUAAACAGCUAAGGACAUAAAUGUGUUUUAAAGACUGAGGUUAAAGAAAUAUCAAACAUUGCUUGUCAAAGAGCGAAGAACAUAAAAGUGUUUUAAAGAUUAAAUGGCAUUUUAAAUAUUUACACAAAACAAUAACUCGUGAAAGCUUAUCCGAGAUAAGACGUAUGAAAAUACAUCAAUACUAACCAUUGCUGAUCAUUUUCAUUGACGAAUCAAAUAUGACUGUCCGUAUCUGCGUUACAAUUUUGUGCCUCUCUUGUGUAAGCAGUGGUAUUUUGGAGCCAAGGUGUACGAGAUUUGAAUACGAUGAACAACUGCUAGAAAAAGCUAUUCGCAUGGAAAUAAGACUGGUAGAACUUGCAAAGACUGUGGAAAACCUACAGAUUGAAAACAAAAAUCUCAAAGAGUCUGUUGACAACAAUUCAGCGUCAUCUCUUGCUCUUCAAGACGGCUUGGAGAGAUUGAGGACAGUCUUCAACACAAAUACAGUGGACAUAUCACCUGUAAAACAUAAAGAUCCCCGUCCGGCCUUUUUAGCCAUCCUUUCAAACGAUAUACGGGCGACAACAGCAGGACAUACGAUUGUAUUUGACGAUGUUGUCACCAACAUCGGAUCAGCAUACAACGGCAAAACAGGCACGUUCACCGCCCCAAUAGAAGGCCUGUAUCUGUUUUCGGUCAAAAUCACCGGCUUUUAUAAAUCUACAGCUAGCAGUGGGACAACCGAUCAAUAUCAAUUGAAAUUGAACAACAAUUUGUAUCUACGACUUUAUACAAACGUGAACUCAGGGACGCACAGUUUUGAUUCUUCCAGUGUCGUUACCGUACUGGAGCUUGGAAAAGGCGACCGUGUUAAUGUUGACUGUCAGCAAUCAGAUAAGUAUGUUGAAGGCAGUAGCAGAAACACGUUCUUUUCCGGAUUUCUUAUUGAGUAA